UCCAAGAAAACAUGGCGCGUGUCUUGUCAAACGAAAUCCUAGAAAAACUCCUCAAACAAGAACUUAAUACUAAAACUUUGGAAUACACAGGUCACUUUGGGGGAGGAUGCAUUAACGAGGGACAGAGUUUCAAGACAGACACUGGAGUUGUGUUUGUGAAGACCAACAAACAUACUGGAUCAAGGGUGAUGUUUGAAGGGGAGUUAAACUCGCUUGAAGCACUGAUGAAGACGAAUACUGUGCGAGUCCCGAGGCCAGUCAAGGUGUUGGACUAUCCUGAAGGAAAUGGGUCAAUGCUAGUCAUGGAACAUCUUGACCUUAGGGGCCUGAAAAAUCCUGGUUUUCAAGCUGCUCUUGGACAGCAAUUGGCGAGACUGCAUUUGCAUAACAUAGAGAAACUAAACAAGGGAGACAGUGACGCUGUUAGCAAAUUUGGUUUCACUGGAGCUACCUGCUGUGGAUAUAUUUCCCUAACGAAUGAAUGGAAAGAUGACUGGAUGGAUUUUUAUGUAAAUCAGAGGUUGGAAAAUAGGAUUCAAAUGGUGUUAAAAGAGAAUCAAGACCGGGAACUCCAGGAUUUUUGGGCAAAGCUUAAGACUAAAAUCCCUGAAUAUUUUACUGGUUUGGAAAUCAAACCUUCCCUUCUUCAUGGUGACCUUUGGGGUGGUAAUGUGGGAGAGAUUGAUUCAGGACCAGUUAUCUUUGAUCCUGCUUCCUUCUAUGGACAUCAUGAAUUUGAGUUGGCAAUUGCUGGAAUGUUUGGAGGGUUUAGUACUGAGUUCUACAAUGCUUAUCACCAACUGAUUCCCAAGGCUCCUGGAUUUGAAGAAAGGCAGAAACUUUACCAGUUGUUUCACUAUAUUAAUCACUGGAACCAUUUUGGCAGUAGUUACAGACCGGCUGCUAUCUCUAUCAUGAAGUCAUUAACAGCCAUUUAAUGUCAAAGAUCAUUAUUUCAUCAGUGACCAAUGGUCCAAAAUUAACAGAUUUAUAGCUAACUUUUACUGUGUUAAAAACACUAUAAACUAGGUUCUAAAUAUUUAAAAUUGUUCCUUUUUGUAUUGAGAUUAUAACUGGAUCAGUAGAAUAAUCUUAAAUAAGUUCAGAGUAUUUUAAUAUGAAGUAAUAUAUUUCGUAAUAUUAUUGUAAUAUAUUUUUGUUGAAAUAAUAGCUAUUUUUUUAGAUUAAUCAAGAAAGRUGGCUUAUUGUUUGAAUUU
This is a messenger RNA of Actinia tenebrosa (Australian red waratah sea anemone), 1217 nucleotides long. RefSeq names its product ketosamine-3-kinase. Lineage: Eukaryota; Metazoa; Cnidaria; Anthozoa; Actiniaria; Actiniidae. The record is from RefSeq and is a predicted model, not a curated record.